Molecule: messenger RNA, 834 nt
Organism: Engraulis encrasicolus (European anchovy)
Lineage: Eukaryota; Metazoa; Chordata; Actinopteri; Clupeiformes; Engraulidae
Product: E3 ubiquitin-protein ligase NEURL3-like
Exons: 4
Coding region: 1-834 (277 amino acids)
Biological process (GO): negative regulation of Notch signaling pathway
Cellular component (GO): plasma membrane; postsynaptic density
Molecular function (GO): ubiquitin protein ligase activity
Source: RefSeq, a predicted model, not a curated record
AUGACCAGGACCGAGAAGGGUGAGCACAUCUGUGGACGUGCCUGUCUGGGCCCACUAACCUUCCACCCUAGAGCCGUGGGCAAGGAUAUCACCCUCAGCCAUGGAAACCUCAGGGCCUCCAGAGACUUGGAGACCUUCCAGAACGGCCUGGUGUUCAGCAGCCGCCCAAUCAGGGUAAAAGAGAAGGUGACGGUCAAGGUGGAGCGAACCCUUCGUGCCUGGGAAGGUGCCAUGAGGGUAGGCUUCACCAACGUGUGCCCAACCACUGGCCCACUACCAUCGCUUGCUGUGCCCGACCUGACAAGUAGGCCUGGGUACGCUGCCCUGCCAGUGCCCACAGAUGACUGCACACCUGGCAUCAUGGUCACCUUCUGGAUGGCUUCAACUGGUCAGCUGUGUUUUAAGACAUCCACUGGAAAACAAGGCUGUGAGGAGACCUCUCUGAACCUUAGUCAACCCCUCUGGGCCAUCUUUGAUGUCUACGGGCAAACCACCACAAUACUCCUUCUCGGCUCUGGAAGACGCCAUUUGUUCAAAAGAACAUUGUCCUGCCCUAUUCCUCAUAGCACGUUUGAAUGUAGAUAUGAGAAGACCCCUCCUCCAUUGCAGAGAAGGACUGAGAUGACUCAGAAGAAACUAAAGGAACACCCAGAGGUCCAAAGGAACAACACCCCUUUCACACCAGGGACCAGUCCAGAAGACUUGUGCGUGGUGUGUCUGGUGAGCGAGGCUCGUCUGGCCCCCCGCUGUGGACAUCGCUGCCUGUGCCUCCCAUGUGCUAACAGGGUGUUCGCUGAGUUCGGGACAUGUCCACUAUGUCGGCAGAAGCUGUAA